AAUAAGUCAGUAUUUUAAAGUAUAUUGUAAAAUAGAAACCUACUUGUUUAAUUAAUGUGUCAGAAUAUUCCCAAAGAAGACACUUUAAUCACGCCAGCACUUCCCGGCUGUUUGAGACAAGUGCAUCCCUGCGCUCAGAGAUGGCGUGUGUCGCCGCUGCCAGCGCGUGAGAGUACCCCCCCGCCCCAUCUGCCCCGUGCACGGGAGUGGGCCUCCGGGGGAGGAGGGAGUGGACCUCCGUGCUCGUGCUGGCCAUGCCCCGCCAGGGCGUCCUUUGACCAUCCAGGAUAGGAUGACAAUCUGGAACCAUGAUGCAAGGACUGAAAAACCGAACCAGGAAAGCCUUGGGCUUACGGAGAAAAGACAAGGACCCAGAGAGCACGAGCUCACCUGACAAAGAAGCAACAGGAAGUGGAAAGAAAGGAAACAAAAAGGCUAAUGGAGCUCCAAAUGGUUUCUAUGGGGAGUUUGACUGGGACCGCUAUGCAUCGCCAGACGUGGACGACGAGGGUUUCAGCCUCCGUCCUGGGGAUGAAGGUGAUGCAGCUGCCAAAGGGAAGCACUUUUUCUCCUCCAGCGACUCAGAGGAGGAGGAGGAGGACGGCAAGACAAUGUUCCGGAUCAAGAUCAAGCCCCUGGUGGCGGAGAGUGCCAGGUGCGUGCCUCCAUCCGUGGACGAGCUCAAAGCCUCCGUGGGAGGUUUGGCGCUUUCGCCGUCUCUGAAGAGAAGUCCGAGACGCAGCCCGAGACCCAUGAAAAGGAACCUUUCAUGUGAAGAAAUCGCUCGACCCAGACGCUCCACCCCGACUCCGACUCCGAGUCCAGCUCCUGAGACCCCGAGUGACCGGCUCCCGCAGAACAUCCCCGCCUUCUUUGGCCUGCCUUCUGAGACCCAGUACAUACCCAGAUAUGACGCGGUCCAUGCUGAUGUCUGGGGAGGACCAAGACCGAGGUCAGAAUCGCCUUUGAGUAGAAGUUUUCCAACAGGAGCUCCUCCUCCGCUGCCCCCAAAGAACAUCCUGUCCAGGAGUCCAGGCUGUCCUUGGCAGUCUGCUGUUGAUUUACCCAACGGAAGGGCAACUCGCAGCUCCGCCCCCAUCUACCUAAACGUCCUGUCGCCCUCGUCCUACCUCGGCUCCCCUGCCCCGGACCUUGACGACGUGUUUGGCUCCGUGGGCAGCUCCCACACCAGUAGUGAAGACACCACGUCCAGCAGAUGGGUGACUUUUACUAACGACAGACCUCCACCGCCUGACGAGCCCGCUCCGCCGCCUCCGCCGGAUUCCCCUGCCCCGGACACGCCCUCGUCCACACCCUCCACACCGUGCGUCUCACCCGGACCUCCUCCCAGCGAGCCCCCGCCUUCGCCUCCAGUCUUCUCUCCCCCGCCACCGUUCACGCCACCGGACUCGCCCCCUUCCAUCGUGCUCGGACCGCCGCCGCCCGAUGAGCCGGCCCCUCCCCUGCCACCGGACUUCUCUCCCUCCGGUUCACCGGCGGUCUGCCUUGAUGACGACUCCAUCGACGAGGAGGUGCUUCAGUUCGCACGUUACUCAUCGUCUCCGGCCCCCGUCAGCCCCGUGCCUCCUCUGCCGGCGGAGCGGAGGUCCCCGCGAGCCGGGGGCGUGUCUCCCCUAGUUUUGUCAGCGGUGGGGGGAAAGCGGACCCCAGAGGGAGUGCACCUGAGAGAAGACAUCCCAGACUUCAUAGGUUCCCCUAAGGAGCUGACACCGAGCUUCCGUGGAACACCACCUCCUCUUCCUCCAACCACAUACAGAUCCAUUAUGUCUUCCCCUGGGCCUUACUCCGGCAGCUGCCCGUCUUCUCCAGCCCGCUCUGCCACACCACAGUCCCGGGGCAGUCCGGUCCCUCCUCCGCCUCCCCCGCGGCCUUCCUCGCGACCAAAGUUGCCCCCAGGAAAACCAAUGGCGGACCUGACUCGACCCUUCAGUCCCCCGGUGUCUGGCAGCCCCCCACCCUUCGCCCCACUGGCUCGGGCUGAGAGCUCCUCCUCCAUCUCCUCCAUCAACUCCCAGAGUGCAGCCUCCACCCCCACUUUGGGGAGAGACCUCAACUUGUCCAGCACAGGGUGUUCACGAGGACCCAGUCCUCUCACCAUGGGACCCCAAGACACCCUUCCAGUCGCCGCUGCCUUCACAGAAACCAUCAACGCCUACUUCAAGGGCGCCGACCCCAGCAAGUGUGUGGUGAAGAUCACCGGGGAGAUGGUGCUCUCCUUCCCUGCAGGCAUCACCAGGCACUUUGCCAACCACCCCACUCAGCCCGUCCUCAUCUUCAGCAUCAGCAACUACACCCGACUCCAGCAGGUCCUCCCCAAUCCACAGCUGCUGUGCUGUGAUUGGCCCACAGAGGGUGGAGACACCAAGGAGUUCUGGGUCAACAUGCCCAACCUGAUGGGCCAUCUGAAGAAAGUAGCCGAGCAGAAGCCGCAGGCGACAUAUUACAAUGUAGAUAUGAUCAAAUAUCAGGUGUCAGCGGACGGCAUCCAAUCCACUCCUCUCAAUCUGGCCGUCAGUUGGCGCGGCGACGCCGACUGCACAGACCUGCGAAUAGACUACAAAUACAACGGCCAUGCCAUGGCGCACCCCGUGCCGCUGCACAACGUCCACUUCCUGGUUCCGGUGGACGGGGGCGUGGCUACACUCCAGGCCAUGGUCCCACCUGCCACCUGGGAUGCAGAGCAGCAGACCAUAGAGUGGAAGAUCCCCAGCCUUUCCAAUAGGUCGGAAAAUGGAGGAGUGGGGGCUCUCCUGGGCCGCUUCCAGAUGACGGAGGGUGUGAGUGCAGGCUCCCAGCUGGGGGUGGACUUCAGCAGCGAGGGCAGCACCUUGUCGGGCUGCCAGGUGCAGCUGCUGGGGAGUGGCUACCGGCUGUCCCUGAUCAAGAAGAGGUUCUCUGCAGGGAAAUAUUUGGCAGACAAUUAGACUGUGACUGCUGCUGCGUUUAUGCAAUUUGUUAACAACAUUUCUACACCUUCAAUGAGGGAAAUGGCAACUUUCAACUUCCUGGUGAUUCAUCCUUCCAGACUGUUGUCCUGUAAAGUGUCAGAUGUAUAGGCUGACUUACCCAUGGUUCCUCUUUCUUCACAAGGUUUCUUUCUUUCUUUCUUUCUUUACUUUACUUUUUCUUUAGCCGUGGAAAUGCCACAUUGUGAAGACUUAAAAUGUUUUUG
This is a messenger RNA of Nerophis lumbriciformis (worm pipefish), 3193 nucleotides long. RefSeq names its product SH3GL interacting endocytic adaptor 1b (gene sgip1b). Lineage: Eukaryota; Metazoa; Chordata; Actinopteri; Syngnathiformes; Syngnathidae. Gene Ontology annotation, biological process: clathrin coat assembly; synaptic vesicle endocytosis; clathrin-dependent endocytosis. Gene Ontology annotation, cellular component: plasma membrane; clathrin-coated pit; clathrin-coated vesicle. The record is from RefSeq and is a predicted model, not a curated record.